Arxiozyma heterogenica is the source of this 966-nucleotide messenger RNA. RefSeq lists its product as uncharacterized. The record is from RefSeq and is a predicted model, not a curated record. The coding region runs from base 1 to 966 and encodes 321 amino acids. The transcript has a single exon. Gene Ontology annotation, cellular component: ubiquitin ligase complex; cytoplasm. Gene Ontology annotation, molecular function: protein binding. NCBI's taxonomy places the organism in Eukaryota, Fungi, Ascomycota, Saccharomycetes, Saccharomycetales, Saccharomycetaceae.
AUGGAUAAACAGUUUGAAGAACUUUGUUUUGCAUGCCACAUUGGGGAUCUUCCAAAUGUUGAUAGACUUAUAGCUGCUGGCGUAAACCUCAAUGCUGUUGAUAAAUUUGAUAAUUCCCCCUUAUUUCUAGCAAGUCUUUGUGGACACGAAGAAGUUGUUAGGUUAUUGUUAAAAAGUGGUGCUAUCUGUGAGAGAGAUAGAUAUGAGGGAGCACGUUGUAUAUAUGGAGCAUUAACUGAUUCAAUAAGGGAUUUACUGCUUACUUAUGAUAUUUUCAAAGUCAUUGAUAUGAAUCAACCAUUUGCUACUCAUAUAUCUUCUCUUUUGAAUAAAAACUCAAAUUUUGGAACUUUUGACGUUAUUUUACAAAAAUUUACAGAUAGAGUGUCAGGCAGCUUGAUAUCAAAGCAUAAAGGUAACGAAAAUGUUGGUGAUAAUCUCUUCGGUAUAAAGGCCCAUAGAUAUAUGAUUCAAGCAAGAUGUCCUAGAUUCUUUGAUUUUAUUUGCAAACAACAAUUAAAUGAUAGUGUCAUGAAAAUAAGGGAUGAUAUACCUAUAUAUGCGUUAAAGUUUUUAUUAAAAUUUAUAUAUUUGAUACCUGUUUUAUAUACCAUCAAACAUACUUAUUACCACGUCUUGAUUGAAAUUGCAAGUAUUUUGGAAUUAGAAGAUCUUUUGGAUUUUUUAAAUAAAGUCAAAUAUGUUACAGAUCCAUCUGAAAAAUCCGCAUUAAUGUUGGAGUAUCAAUACAUAUUUACUUCAUCUGCCAAAAAACAGCUUUCGAAUUUUGUUAAGUGCCACAUAAUUCAUAAUGCAAUUCUAAUACCAAAUGAACUUACUCCAGAAUUGCAUCGGCGCCUAAUAUCCUGUUCAGCAUUGCCUGAUAUAUUGAUUCGUAUUAAAGAUAAUAAUGGAAUUCAAAAAAUAUACCCCUGUUAUCUUUCCAUACUAAUUCGGUCUGAUUAG